CUUGUUUGUUUUUUAAACAUUCCGCGUGCGUGUGGUGCCAAAUAAUUCACGAUGGGAUCCGGAUUCGUGUCCAGCAAGGUGGAGGAAUGCAUACGUCGUAAUAUCGCCUGGAAGGACCUGAGUAUCGACGUACGAAAGGCAUUGAACAUCGACGAAAAUGACUAUCGGAGGCAAAUCCUGGACUACAGUCUCCUCAAUCAACUCCGCUUUCGUGGCAAUAUAGUGUACGGAGUGUCGAAAAAUGAGAAAAAAUACUACGAGCGGCUAGUGGAGGUGAACAUACAAGCGCUGCACAUUUUCCCUUAUCACCUUGCGGACGUUAUCACCAAGGGAUUGCGUGUGACGCCGUUCAACUACUAUACAGAUAUGAUUGCAUUCCUGCUAACACACGAUAAAAACUAUGAUGCACUGCCCAACUUCACGGCUGCCGACUGUCUGCGGGUGCUGGGAAUUGGUCGGAACGAGUAUCUGUCCAUUUCGAGCGAUCUGAAGUCAAGCUCACCGAGGUCGUUCUUCAAGAAGAAUCCCUACCACUUCCUGCCAAAGUUCCCCCGUACCGUUACGAUGCAUCCGUGGUGGAUAGUCGAGAUUGGUCACAUAUUGGAGAAAGAUGUCGAGAACCUCAGCAUGGAGGAAAUUAAUUUGAUCGAUCAGUUGAUUGACUGCGGUCCGCAAACGGCCGGCACACUAAAUCUAGAAACGGUGCAGAAGCUCUAUCGGAAGGGGUUGAUAUAUCUGGACGUUCCGAUCAGUGGUGAUGAUCGUAUAAACAUUCCACCGUUGCGCAAUUUUGUGAUGAAUCGUGUGGCCGGGGACUAUUUCGAAAACCUGCUAUACAAUGUGUUCGUGACGACCGACGAGCAGUGUUCGAUUUCAGAGCUAUCGCAGAUACUUCAAGUUCACAUGGAUACGGUGAAGCAAGCCACUUCGCUUUUCUGCCGGCUCGGGUUUGCCAAAAUAAAAAACGCCUUCACCGAGUACAAAAUGGAUGAAAGUUGGCUCAAACAGCAAACGGAGAGCGGUGAUGAUGCGGCUGCUUACAACUACCACGCCUUACUCCUUUCCGAGGUGCCUCUCGAGGUGAAACCGUCGCCGGAUGGGAGUUUACCAUCCGUUCCGUUCUUUCCUUCGUCCGAUCCAGCCAGUCCAACGUCCCCAACAGCCAGCGAUGUUCUUUCGUCGGCCUUGGUCAAAGAAAAAUCGCCCACGGAAAGUGCCGCUCUGGUCGCUAAAGGGAAGCGUGUCGGAUUCCUGUUCGAUUCAACGCUGACGGCCUUCCUGAUGAUGGGAAACCUGUCGCCCGGUUUGAAGACGCACGCCAUCACGCUUUUCGAGGUGGGCAAGCUGUGCGACGAAGGAAUGGCUGAUUUGCUGGAGGAACUGGAGAAGGUAUCAAUGCUCGAUGCGGAAUCCGAGGGAGACGUAAGCCGGUACUUUAACCACGCGGUGCUACUCCGAUCGACGAUCGUGGCGUUGAAGAGCUCGCUAAAGAUCGAGCUGGAUCUGCUGCGACUGGAAAGUAUCGAGGGCCUGGACGUUCACACGAGAAACAGACUAAUGGAGCGCAAGUACAAGUACCUUAUAUCGGCCGCACCCCUGUCCGGGUCGCUGUCUAGUCAGUUCACCAUUCCCUUCUUCGGCCAAUUCUACCAAAGCUCGGCCGAUUCGCACAUUUGGUCGAAGCUGUUUUACUACCACAUGGGUGGUUACGGGCCACCGUCCUUGUUCCUGAAGAAAGGAACUGUAUUGAAAACUUUGCCUCGAAUAUUUCUCGGAUACGGAAAGCUGCUUAUUACAAUCGUCAACACCGACUCGUACGUGCUAAAUUCGGAAAAGUUUUACACGCUAAACGAACACUUGAAGAACGAGUGCUUGCUCAUACAGGGAUACGGGGUUAGCGAACCAGCAAAGGUGCAUUACGAACCGUUUCCCUUUAACAUCAACGAUGAAAAUAACACUUGGGGACAACAUGGCGCUUGGAAUGGACUCUCGCAGGUCAUCAACAUGGAGCAAACGUUCGGUUAUGUGACGUUUAUAAACACCGGAGUCCCUGACCUGGGUUGUAACGAUUGCAACCAAACCGUCGUACUUAAGAGGCAUACGGAUAAGAAGCACAAGAACGCAUCCAAACCGGGAAAGCUUACCAAAAUGAGUACAGAACCUUCUUCGGGGAAAACAGAAGAAACUAUGACUACUGAUGAUUUAUGCACUGCCGAGGGAACGAAUGGAAGUGUCGAAGAAGGAAAUGAUGAUCAAACAGUAUUGCAAGCGGCAGAAUCUGAUUCCGACACAGAAAUCUCAAGGAAAAAUUCCCUUCAGAAUGCCGCAGAGGAUUGGACUCUACUGGAUAUCAAUUUUGGAAUACCACUCUUCGAUGUUGACUGUAACACCAAAAUUUGCCAAUAUAUUGUGCAGCGACUGUGCAAUGACGAAAACAUAUCAAUCUUGAAAGAAGUCAAUCAACAGAUGGAAAGGAAAUAUCUUAAAUUUAUUUCCCAAUGUUUGUUCUUCGACGACGAAAACAUGGAGCUAAUAAAGGCGGGAAAGUACGUGCCAAAGCUACGCAUCAAUCUUGCAUACGAAAAUGGUAAAAUUCAAAGCUGGGACGGCAAAUGAAAAUGUAGCCAGAAUCCAUUCGAUCGAUCCCAGCCCCGUCCCAGCGAUCGUUUUUCAGUGAUUAUUUUGUUUUUAAGUUAUAG
Anopheles coustani is the source of this 2699-nucleotide messenger RNA. Its product is annotated as protein FAM91A1. Bases 52 to 2616 code for a protein of 854 amino acids. The transcript is spliced from 13 exons. The record is from RefSeq and is a predicted model, not a curated record. NCBI's taxonomy places the organism in Eukaryota, Metazoa, Arthropoda, Insecta, Diptera, Culicidae.